AUGCAUAAGGUGAAUCUGGACUGGCCUAGUGGUUAUAACUUGACCUGUUCUUCCAUGAGUUGCCCACACUUCUGGAUUAAUAUUAGCUUCCACUGUGGGGAAAUAAAGGAUUUGUCCUCGGGCUAUAAGAAUGCUGACCCCAUACCUGGCAGUCGCCCUCAACAAACAUGGCGCCGAUGGCCUCAGUACGUCAAGCGACACGCCCUCCGGCCUCUUCCGGCGCUUCUUUUAUCACCGCAGCCGGAAGCCGAGCGGCAGAGUGGGCGGUCUGGCUUUCGGGCCGGCGGCGGACUGCUUGGCUGUGUGGCCGCGCGCUGGCGCUGCAGGGAGGGAUGCUGUGCCCCUGGGAGAGCCCGUCGCGGGAGCGCAAGGAGCUGGACAGACUCUGGAGCUUCCACGCUGACUUCUCGGACGACCGGCGCCAGGGCUUCCAGGAGCAGUGGUAGCGGCUGCUGCUGCGCUGAGUUCCUGUUCUGGGCUUCAUUCUGCAUGACCCAUCUCAGCAGGAGGGCCAGGGACCUCAUCCUCUAUGGCACCAAGGAAUUCAGCUUCCUGCAGCUCUCAGAUGCCUACAGGGCCCCUGAGAAUUAUGCUAAAUCUCUUCAGCCUGUGCUCAAUAAAUGGAAGAACAAAGGUUGGAUGACAGCACAUCUGUUUACAGCAUGGCUUACUGACAAUUUUAAGCCCACUGUUAAGACCUACUGCUGAGGAUCCAAGAUGACUGAAUAGGAACAGCUCCAGAAUGCAGGUCCCAGCAAGAACAAUGCAGAGGGUUAUCACCUAACAGCAAUAAACCUCACAUGCACAGCUUUGGGAUGUUGGAUAAACCUGUGCCCAGGCAGACGUGGGGAACCCAACUCCAUGCAGACAGCAGCCCUGCCUGGAAUCGAUUUUCUUUAUCAAUGUUAGAAAUGACAUUGAAGAAAAUAAUUUUAUUUGGGCACCUGAUAUAUUUCAUGAAAGCUAGCAU
Molecule: messenger RNA, 970 nt
Organism: Callithrix jacchus (white-tufted-ear marmoset)
Lineage: Eukaryota; Metazoa; Chordata; Mammalia; Primates; Cebidae
Source: RefSeq, a predicted model, not a curated record